UGUUUUGUUCCGCCGAGUUUCAAUUCUUAAAUUCAAAGCUCAGAAAUGGUAAAAGUACAAAAACCCUUGCCUAAAUCUCUAAGCAAACAGCAUGAAGGCAAAGGCGUUACUAAGAAGAAGCAGAAUGUGGACAAAGUUAAAGCGGCGCUGGCUACAGAAUCGAAACCACCGGUAGCUUCCUCCUUGUUAAAAAAGAAGAUAGUGAGCGCAAAUAACCCCGUGGAAGUGUCGAAAAAGGCACCAACAAAGUCUGUCAAAACAACAUUGCCUGCCAAACAAGCGGUUGAAAAAAAGGCGAAAGCCAUUAAAAGACCACUAAUUUUAGCACCACCAGAGUCGCCUUCGGCUACACCACCUAUAAAAAAGAAUGAAGUCCAGAAGAGUGCUAAACAGGCAAAAGCAACCACAAAACCACAGGUUUUGGCACCACCUGAGUCACCUGUCGUAUUGAGUACCAAAAAGAAUCAGAAGGCCACUAAACCAGCAAAGGUAAAUAAGGAAGACAAGCCACUAAAGCAAGUGGAAACAGCAGAUAAAUCCGCAGCGUCCAAGCCUGCCAAAAAUCAAACGAAGGCCGUUGCAGUCAAAUCGCAGAAUGUUGUUAAAAACGGAAGUGCAAAGAAGGCAAAAGAACUGAAGGAAGUCAAGCCACUAAAGCAAGUGGAAACAGCAAAUAAAUUCGUAGCGUCCAAGCCUGCCAAAAAUCAGACGAAAGCCGUUGCAGUCAAAUCGCAGAAUGUUGUUAAAAACGAAAGUGCAAAGAAGGCAAAAGAACUGAAGGAAGUCAAGCCACUAAAGCAAGUGAAAACAGCAAAUAAAUCCGUAGUGUCCAAGCCUGCCAAAAAUCAGACGAAUGCAGUUGCAGUCAAAUCGCAGAAAGUUGUUAAGAAGGCAAAAGAACUGACCAAGACAAAGAAACCAAUUGUCGGCAAGAAAAUUUACAAGGGUCGUUUUAAUAAAAACAAAAAGGGUAGCAAAGUCAGCAAGGGAAGCAAGAAGAUCGAAAAGAAAAACAAAGAGGAGCUUCAAUACGAUUUAAAACUUCUUGAUAUUGAACAAUUUAAUGAAAUCGUCUGCAAAUCAAAAGUGCAAGCCAUUGUAGAGGCGCUGAAAACUCAAGCAGCCGCCGAGGUUCAAAAACAAAAGUCGACAUCUAUUUUCAGCGACUUUCGUUAUCUGCUGCAAGUAUGCAGCUUCAAAAUAGCCAGCUGUCCGAAGCGGAUGGUCAAGCUAAAUCUGAAUCAUUCGCUGGUUGGUGAAAACGAUGAUGUAGCGCUCAUUGUCACUGAUUUGCAACGCGGAGCCCGCUUUGAAUAUGAGCCGACCAAGCAGCACUAUGAGGACUUGUUGCGUGAGUUAGGUGUGGAGCAGCGCCUGAAGGUGGUGCCCUUCAAUCAGCUGCGACAGGAGAUGGGCACGUAUGAGGCAAAGCGCAAAUUCGUUAACAGCUAUGAUUAUUUGCUCUGCGAUGGACGUAUCUCGGGUCACGCGACUGCAUUCCUUGGCCAGUGUACGCAGAAGCCACGCAAUGUGCUGCACGCCGUCCAUCUGACCAAACCAGAAAAUAUAAAAGCAGAAAUUACACGUGCCCUCAAUCGCACUGCUUACAGACAAUUAGAGAAGGGCGAUUUAACUUCCAUUCCGAUUGGCAAUCAUGAACAUAGUUCUGCGCAGCUAGCGGAGAAUAUUUUGCUUGUCACGGAGCAAUUGAAACGCGUAUAUCCUGGUGGGUUGGCCAACGUACGAUCGCUGUUUAUUAAAAUAGAUAUUGCGGGUACCUCCGCCCUGCCGCUGUAUAUAAGCAUGUGCAGUCCCCCCGAGACACCGUAUGUUGUGGGACCAAAGGAGCAGCGGAUGUUAAAGAUGAAGCAAGAAGCUAAUGCAGUUCUAGGCAAUUUUACACUCACUAAGGAUGCCGAGUUCGUCAAGCUGAAUAGUACGCAGAGAAAACGCAGAAUUGAGUUGCAACAGAAACGCGCCGAGCUGUUGGCUGCUGAAAAGGACGAUGAAGAAGACAACGCUGUGCCCUCAAAGAAGGCGCGCAGUGACCCUGCAACCCAAGUAAAAGGCACGACUGCAAACGAAAGCAAUAAAAACGUCGAACAGUCUAAACAGAAGGAGGAUGAUGAAGAGGAAGACACAGAUAGUAAUGCCGACAAUGUCGAGUUGGAUUCCAGUGAUCAAGAAGGCGAUGACGACGACGAAGGUGAAGAAGUUGACGAAGAUGAGGACUAGAAGAAGUAAGAAAAGGAAUUUUCAUUAAAUUUGAAACAUUCAACUUAGGAUUGUAUAAGUUUUAAUAUCCAAUGCACUUCAUAGCCAUGAUUAAAAUAUUUUUUACUGCAUUAAGUAAACACA
Molecule: messenger RNA, 2358 nt
Organism: Scaptodrosophila lebanonensis
Lineage: Eukaryota; Metazoa; Arthropoda; Insecta; Diptera; Drosophilidae
Product: ribosomal L1 domain-containing protein CG13096
Exons: 2
Coding region: 46-2235 (729 amino acids)
Source: RefSeq, a predicted model, not a curated record